Owenia fusiformis is the source of this 1923-nucleotide messenger RNA. The record is from the annotation of a GenBank genome assembly. Lineage: Eukaryota; Metazoa; Annelida; Polychaeta; Sabellida; Oweniidae.
UGAGAGUGAACCAAUGCAGUCAUAAAAGUUUUGCUCCUGCAAAUAUUAGAAAUAUCAGUGGACUUUAAGAGUUACAUAAAAUUAAAGGACACAGACAGGUGUAUGAAUAUAUCAGGAUCACUGUGGUAUAAUCAGUUUAUCUUUAGGAUAUUUCUCGAAAGUGCAGUUUGAAGGAACUUUUUUUGCAAAAGUUAUAACAUUUCAUCUUUGAAACAAAGAAAGGUUAGAAACUAGGUAUUGAACCUAAUAACAUUUUAAGGUAAAAAUAAUUGGCUGGCCUUAGACUCUUGAACUGUAAAUGACUUAUUGGCUGUUAGCCACUUAAACAUUUAACCAUGGCUACUAAUGAGGCUUUUUACACUGUCAGCCAACUAAUAUCACCAGACUCUCAGGAUAGUGAGAUUGAGGAUAAUACCCUAUCAGCUGAUCAACUUGGGGACCUGUCAACCUCAACCCACAACCUAACCAGUGAAGAUGGUAUUAGUCUGCAAUGUCAACAAGGGGCUACCCCUCCCUCAUCAGCAUUACGCCGAUCUACCCGUGCUAAAGCGCCCGCCGCAAGACGACUAAAGACACCCAAAACCCCCCAUACAACACAAUCGAAACCCAAAAGAGGACGCCCUCGCAUUGCCCAAUCUCAACCCCUCCCAUCCAAAUCUAGUGCAGCUACUUCUAAACAGAGAAAAUCAACUGAUACAUUUGAAACUGAAGUACUCUCACUUCUCAGGACACUCCGCACAUCCCUUGAUGUAACCAAUGCCUCUCUAGCUGCAGUGCAGAAGACUAACUGUGAUUUGGUCAGUCAGCUUGCAGCCAAAACUGCUGAAUGCCAAAGUCUCAAUGCUGAAUGUAGCUCCCUUAGAAAGCAACUCAACAAUAAAUCCAGUGAAACCAGAGUGACCCCCAAUCCAGCCUCUCCCUCCAAAACUCUCCUUAUUGGAUCAUCGAUCAUCCGUGAUGUUGACUCUUCUAAACUUGAUACCGAGAAUGUCCAUACAGAAUGUAUACGUGGGGGUAAAAUUUCAGAUGUUUGUGAUAAAAUAGCCAAAGCAGACUCGACUUAUGAUAACAUUAUUUUCCAAAUUGGAAGUAACGAUUGUGCCGCAAGUGACAAUGCAGAAACUAUCGUGGACAGCUAUAAACUAUUGCUAGCAGGUGGGCAUGCAAUCGCCAAAUCAAUCUCUGUUAGUAGCAUUUGUCCUCGUACAGACAAUGCCAAUGCACACACAACUGCACAAGCCGUGAAUGCUGAGCUCCAAGUUCUGUGUGAGAACAUGGAAAAUACUAACUUUGUCAACAAUGACUCUUCAUUUAUUCUCCAAGAUGGUACAGUGAAUGAAGGGUUUCUGAACCGUGAUGGACUGCAUUUAGCACCUUCAGGGACCAACCGCCUGGUUUAUAAUAUGGGUCUUACUAAAAAAGUGAAAAGUGUUACUAAGCCAUGGAAUAACCAUUUCCACAGAAACAGUCAACAGAAUUCCCAUGCCCAUAAGGACCCCGGAACACGUCCCCAACCCUCAAUUUCCCCUCCACCCAGAGUACAUAUUGCAGGAAAUAACCUUUCACUGAGACAGGGUAACAGAAAAACACCCAAUAACUCUAGACCAGCCUGCUUCAAAUGUGGCGAGGCAUCACAUUUAGCUAGUACCUGCUGGCAUCCAGGCCCCGUGCGUUGUUACUCCUGCUCCAUGUUAGGCCAUAAAACUCAUAAGUGCCCUAAUAAUGCCAAUUUUCCCUGUAGUAACAGAUUCUAGGUUCUUGGUGAAGUGCACGCCUUACCCCCAAAUGAAAUGAAUACUGAUGACACUCCCCAAAAAUCCACUCCAAAUGUGAAAAAUCACAGACAACGUAGGAGCAGAAAACAUAAAGCUAAAUCCAAAUUCAAAGUUUUGUUCAAUAAUGUUCAACGACUUGGUAUUGCCA